Messenger RNA from Diabrotica virgifera virgifera (western corn rootworm), 884 nucleotides. RefSeq lists its product as uncharacterized. NCBI's taxonomy places the organism in Eukaryota, Metazoa, Arthropoda, Insecta, Coleoptera, Chrysomelidae. Bases 71 to 757 code for a protein of 228 amino acids. The transcript has 3 exons. Gene Ontology annotation, molecular function: sequence-specific DNA binding. The record is from RefSeq and is a predicted model, not a curated record.
AAUGUCAAAAAAUUUUGGCGAAUUUUUGUAAUGUCAGUGUCAUUGUUUGCAAGAAUAAAUUUUUUCAAAAAUGGUAAAUAUAUGUUGCGUAUUUAAUUGUGCUAAUAAUAGCAAAAAUAGUAAAUGUAAUUUCUAUAGAUUUCCAAUAAUUGCACAUAAAUCAGAGAAAAGAAGAAGAUGGAUUCGUGCUAUUAAUAGGAAAAAUGGUGACGGUUCAGAUUGGACCCCAAAACCUUCAGAUCGAAUUUGCAGUGCUCAUUUCGUGGGAAAUAAAAAAUCUGAAAAUGAACUAAGUCCAAGCUAUAUUCCUUCUAUUUUUCCCUACAUUGACGGUACAAUAAGUAAGGUUAAGCACCAUAGAAAAAAGUGUUGUAAGCACCAACAGGUUGUAAAUAGGCAUGCACGUUUUAUCAUUAGAAGAUAUAAGGGAGUGUGUACGAAAAGUAAUCAGAAUAUAGCUUCUGAAUACCAAGAUAAUAAAGGUGCUGAUGUGAUUGUUAAUAUGAGAGAAAAACAAGCAAAAAGGGAAACAAUAGAUGCAGUCGUUGAUAAUAAAAUGGAAGUAUCACGAAUUUUAACAGCAGAGAAAGAAUGUCAGGUGACCAUUUUAAAUAAUACUUCUGAUGCCGAUGAAGGAAAGUCUUUUACCUGCAACAGAUUUAUGUACAUUCCAGAUAGAUGUGAUGCUGAAGUGCAAACCGAUAUAUACGAAUAUAAAAAAAUAGUAAAGACAAAUAUUGUGAUAUGCUGGAAAUGACUUUUGAUGUUUAUCAAGCCAAUGCGAUUAGCCAAUGAUCCAUGUAAAAAACACUUAGCAGGAUUUUCAUCGAAUAAUAAAAAAAACAGUCCUUGCCGGAGUAUCACUAAAUAAUUUUAAAUUUUUA